GCCGUAUCAUGUACACUGAGAAGCGAGCACAAAGUAAUCUGAUUAACAUUAGCUUGUCAUAAACGUAUUGGAAAUUGAUAUAUGGAAUUGGCGCCACAAUGGCCCUGCGGUUUAUACGAUGUUCCCCUUUCCCAAGCUCAUUGGCGUGUUAUGCUCUUUUCCAGUGUCGGUUUAGAAAUAAGCUUAGCCUAAAAUGCUUUCAUACGGGCUCCCAGAAUUAUAUACCCCUCAUACCCAUGGUAUUAGACAAAUCUACAAAUGUUGAACGAUAUUAUGACAUAUAUUCCCGUUUAUUGAAGGACCGAAUUAUAUGUCUUAUGGGCGCAGUCACCGAUGAAAUGGCUGGAUCGGUUAUCGCACAACUCCUGUUUUUACAAUCAGAGGACAAAAGGACCCCUAUACACUUAUAUAUUAACAGUCCAGGUAAAACGGGUUUUGUUGCCACACUGUCUUUAGGAGGCUCUGUUACUGCAGGUCUAGCGAUUUACGACACUAUGCAGUUUAUUAGACCACCAGUUGCUACUUUCUGCAUAGGUCAGGCUAGUAGUAUGGGUUCUUUGUUGCUAGCAGCUGGUUCACAUGGUUGUCGAUUCGCUCUCCCUCAUUCCAGUAUAAUGGUCCACCAACCAUCUGGCUCUGCCCAUGGUCAAGCAUCGGAUAUUAAAAUUCGGGCAGAGGAGCUAAUUAGGACACGUAGUGUUAUAAACACUAUAUACGAACGACACACAAAACAGUCCCAGGAAGUGAUAGAAAAGUGGAUGGACCGUGAUUACUUCAUGACUGCAGAAGAAGCAGUUUCAUAUGGAAUAGUCGAUAGGGUUUUGCAUAAAACUCCUGCUGAAAAAGUGGAUGAACAUGUGGAUUCUAAAUCUCCGCAUUAAUUUUGAAUGUAAUGGCUUCGAUUGAAGAGAAAACAUUUUCCACAACUAGUAUUUUGUGUACAACACACAUGACCUACGUGAUGUAAACUGAAUAAUUCUUUCCGAGGAUAUAUUGUGUUCCAUAAAUAUAUGCUUAUAUUAAUACUCGUAA
Schistosoma rodhaini is the source of this 1032-nucleotide messenger RNA. NCBI's taxonomy places the organism in Eukaryota, Metazoa, Platyhelminthes, Trematoda, Strigeidida, Schistosomatidae. The record is from the annotation of a GenBank genome assembly.